Impatiens glandulifera is the source of this 1126-nucleotide messenger RNA. RefSeq names its product 50S ribosomal protein L3, chloroplastic. Gene Ontology annotation, molecular function: structural constituent of ribosome. Gene Ontology annotation, biological process: translation. NCBI's taxonomy places the organism in Eukaryota, Viridiplantae, Streptophyta, Magnoliopsida, Ericales, Balsaminaceae. Bases 76 to 972 code for a protein of 298 amino acids. Gene Ontology annotation, cellular component: ribosome; chloroplast envelope. The transcript has 2 exons. The record is from RefSeq and is a predicted model, not a curated record.
GUCUUAUCCAUGGUCUCUCUCAAUUACACACUAAGAUAAGAGGAAUCGCAUUUCCCCCUUUCUAGCUAGCUAGCUAUGGCUACCGGAGCUUCAAUGGCUACAUCAGCCACACUUCCGUCCACCGCCAAAUCCUUUCUCCAUUCAUCGUCUCCGUCGCCGUUGCCGUCGCGCGUAACCCUCCGAUUUCAUUUCUCCCAACACUCCUCUCUUCGUUGCUCCUCAUCUUCAUUCAUAUCCCCUUUAUUCCUCCCAUCUUUACCAGCAAAACCCAGAAGAAAUCAGAGGUCAUCAACUUCAAUCGUUAUGUCUAUGGAGGCAGGAAUCGGCGUAAUGGGGACCAAGUUGGGAAUGAUGAGUUUCUUUGAGGAGAAUGGCACCGUCGUGCCGGUAACGGUUGUGGGUUUUAGAGAAGGAAACAUUGUGACUCAAGUAAAGACGGAGGCUACGGACGGAUAUAGUGCUGUUCAGGUCGGUUACAGACGGGUACGAGAUAGGAAAUUGACGAAACCGGAAAUGGGUCAUCUUGAGAAGUCGGGUAUAAUUCCGUUGAGACAUUUACAGGAGUUUAAGCUUCAGUCUGUUGAUGGGUUUGAGACUAAUCAGAAGCUGGAUUUUGAAGAGCUGUUUAAGGAAGGUGAUUUGGUUGAUGUGGCUGGUAACACCAUUGGCAAAGGAUUUCAAGGUGGAAUAAAAAGGCAUCAUUUCAAAAGAGGUUUAAUGACACACGGAUCGAAAAGUCAUAGACAGCUCGGUUCGAUAGGAGCUGGGACAACACCAGGAAGAGUUUACAAAGGAAAGAAAAUGCCUGGAAGAAUGGGAGGAACAAAGAGAAAAAUAAGAAAGUUGAAGAUUGUUAAGAUCGAUAAGGAUCUUAGAGUUGUCAUGAUCAAAGGUGCCCUACCUGGUAAACCUGGAAAUCUUCUACGAAUAACGCCUGCCAAGAUCGUAGGACUCAACAUCCCUAAAAACUAAGACAUUAUUGUUUCUAAUUUUCUCCAAUCUUUUUUUUGAGCUAAACCAAUGUUGUUGGUGUUGUGUUGAUUAGCCUUUUGGUUGGUUUAAGAAUUGCAUGUUACAAGUAUUAAAGUGAUUAUUGUUUAGUCUAAUAUGCCAUUUUCUUUUUCUA